UUUUCAUUUUCUUAAUAUUUUUCGUAUUUAACUAAUAAAAAUAUUUUUAACAUUUUCUAUGACGCUUUCCUUUAGAACUAUAUUUAAUGUAGUUUUCAGUUCCAUACAGCUUAGUAACUUGAAAGAUAAUAAUGUAUUUGAAAAUGAAGACAGAAACUAACAUACUUCCUGCCUCUAUGACUCUCCUCACGCUAAUGGAGAAAGCAUGUGAAGCGUUGUCAUAGGUAGAGAGUUCUGCUCUGCGCCGCCUGUGGCCCAUUUCAAUAACCAAGCUAGCAAAAAAGCCUCAUUAAUGAAAACAGAAAGCUAUAAGCUUAAUCAAAGAUUUCAUAUCACUCCACUAUACUUAUGCAGGUGUCAAUCAUCAGAAUCAGGAAAAAUGUGCUCGAAAUUUGUGAUUUAUGUUUUAUAGCAAUUCUUGAUUUAAUGUGUGUGAAAUAUAUUCAUUGAUUUUAGUUUGUUUGCCUUAAGAUACUUACACAUUGGCAAUGAAUAGGGAAGAAUAAUUCAAGGCAUUAAAUGACAAAAAGUGUUUUAAAAUAGUUUAAAAGCUUAAUGUCUAUAAACUGUUUACCUGAUACAGAUCUUGUUCAUAUGGCGAAAUUUUCAUUAUGCAUUAGGAAAUCUUCAUUAUAAAUCUAGAAAUGGACAUUAUCAUUGCAAAUAUUAUUUAGAAUUUCCUUGUACUCGUGACUAGGCAUUUAAAACUUUAGUUUAAAAGUUAUUUCGGCAGUUUGUGCUAAAGUGUCUAAAUUUGCAAACAGUCUCAAGAAAUCUCUUCAUAAUGUUUAUGUGAAAAGUUUGUUACUCAUGAAAUAUGUUUUUUGAGCAAUGUUUGUCUUGCUUGAGCAGUGUUUAGAUUAACAUAAAAAUUUAUUUAGUUAGCCUGCUAAGCAACUAACAAUAGUAAUAGGUUAAGAUAACUAAAUUUUUAUAAGGCACAUUAAAUAAAGUUUUUGUCCACACUAAUUUGAGACUUUCGUAUCUCUGUGCAUAUGAUAAAAUAUUUGUUGAAAAAUCAAAUUAUCAACAUAUAAUGUGUAACUUCGUUUUGCCUUAAGUCUAUAUCAUUAAACUUUCUUCAUAUUAUUAAAUUCUUAAGGUUAGUUUUUUGUUUCACAGUAAAUCAUAUUGCAACCGAAACAUAUUUAUAUAACCAUAAUUACAGCAUUAAAAUUUAUUUUUAAUGCUACACUGAAUAAUCAAAGCAAGUUUGAUCGUUUACGAAGGAUAAAAUAUUGAUUACUUUCAAACAUUUUUAAUGAUACCCCUAUUAUGAUUUUUAAGUAUUAUUAAAAAUUUAAAUAUUUCUGUUACCUUUUCUUUAUUCUCUCCAUAUCAAUAUUAGAUAUAAAAUCAGUCUCAACAUCUUUUAGUCUUAUUCAGAAAAUCAUAUUUUUUUUAUACGAUAUAUAUUAAUUUUUAUUCAAAUUUAAUUUAAUUGUUCUGAUAAACUUAGCAUUUGAAGCAUAAGUAUAUUACAUUUCAGUGACAUUUUUGACAAUAAUUACCUACAACUUCAUGUAAAAGUUUUUUACGGAGUUUUUUACAAAAAAAUAAUGUGACUGAAUACAGUCGUGUUGAUAUUAGUGAAAAACCUUUUUCUUGUGGUAUAUGUAAUAAGAGUUUGUUUUAUUUAAAAGUGAUCUGACUAAGCAUAGUACUUUUCAUGCUCGUGUGAAGCUUCAUUCUUGUAGUAUAUGUAACAAGAAUUUUUCAUAUAUUAAUCACAUGAUGAAGCACAGUAGUGUUCACACAGAGGAGAAACCUUUUUCUUGUAGUAUAUGUGACAAGAGUUUUUCUCAAAAAAGGUAUCUAACUGAUCACAGUCGUGUUCACAGUGGUGAGAAACCUUAUUCUUGUAGUUUAUGUGAUAAGAGUUUUUCUCAAAAAAGGUAUCUAACUGAUCACAGUCGUGUUCACAGUGGUGAGAAACCUUAUUCUUGUAGCAUAUGUAAUAAGAGUUUUUCAAACAGAAGUAAUCUGUUUGAACACAAUCGUGUUCACACUGGUGAGAAACCUUAUUCUUGUAGUAUAUGUAAUAAGAGUUUUUCAUGCAGAAGUAGUCUUACUCAACACAGUUAUGUUCAUACUGGUGAGAAACCUUUUUCAUGUAGUAUGUGUAACAAGAGGUUUUUACAUCGAAGUCAUCUGAAUAGACACUUUCUUGUUCAUACUGGUGAGAAACCUUAUUCAUGUAGUAUAUGUAAUACGAGUUUCUCGCAUCAAAGUUAUCUAAAAAGACACUUUCGUGUUCACACUGGUGAGAAACCAUAUCUGUGUAGCUUAUGUAAUAAGAGUUUUUCAUACAACAGUAGUCUGACUGAGCACUUUCGUGUUCAUACUAGAGAGAAGCGUUAUUCUUGUUGUAUAUGUAGUAAGAAUUUUUCACGCAACAGUAAUCUGAUAAGACACAGCAUUGUUCAUACUUGUGAAAAACCUGAUUCUUGUAGUUAAUUCUUAGUCCUGUAUUCAUCGUUGACAGUUACCUAACACGAAGCACCCAGUAACAGAACCCUGGUUUGGAGGUAAUGAUUUAUUUUUGGACUGGGGGUUUCACAACUCGCUGUUAACUUGCAUUCCGGUGGUAGAUUUACAGCCUUAUUAGCAGUUUGUUAAGUUUCAUUGCUAUUUUUGAAACAAAUUUUCUAUAUAAGAAUAAAAUAAAAGAUUGCAUUGAGUAACUAAA
Parasteatoda tepidariorum (common house spider) is the source of this 2689-nucleotide messenger RNA. NCBI's taxonomy places the organism in Eukaryota, Metazoa, Arthropoda, Arachnida, Araneae, Theridiidae. The record is from RefSeq and is a predicted model, not a curated record.